This is a messenger RNA of Juglans regia (Persian walnut), 1026 nucleotides long. RefSeq lists its product as uncharacterized. The record is from RefSeq and is a predicted model, not a curated record. The coding region runs from base 448 to 759 and encodes 103 amino acids. NCBI's taxonomy places the organism in Eukaryota, Viridiplantae, Streptophyta, Magnoliopsida, Fagales, Juglandaceae. The transcript has 2 exons.
UGAUGAUGACCUUUUCUCCAAAUUAAGGAUGCUGCCUCCGACCCCUAUUUAAGAAUCCUUUUCAUUCUCGUCCUUUGGUUUUUCUCUUUUCUUCGGUAAAAAAUUGUUUUUUGUGUUUUUUUCUCAAGUCCUUAUCUGAGCCGUCCGUUCCACUUCCACGCCUAUCUAAUUUCCUCGUUUUUCAACUUAACAUUACACCAACCGCGCGACAACAGCUUCUUCUUCUUCUUCCUCGCAUGCAUAGGCUGUUUUGCUUUUCUUUUCCUUUCCUUCCGGUGUUCUUCUUAUUCUUUUAAUUCUUCGUCUUCCACGCAGCUUUAAUAUUACUUUUCUAUCUUCCCGUGCCUAUUGUCCAUGGAUCAUGACCCAAUUGCUCAUGAUAUUUAAUCCCCCCAACAAAAAAAAAAGUUUGAUAGUUUACGAGACCGACCACAGGCCUAGAGAAAAAUGGGCAUCUCUGUGAGAGUUGGAUUCAUGGCAGUCUUUGCGGUCUCGGGAAGCGUAGUUCUCCUUGCUCAUCAAGUACAUAAGCGCCUCCUCUCUGAUUUCAUGAAAAAAGUUGAAUCUGAAUUGGGUACUACUACUCGUGUCCUGCACUCCCAUGCCAAAAAGCUGAAAAAAGUGGAAUCCGAAUUGGGGUCCGAGAAAUAUCAAGCCAAGAAGAAGGUCAGAUUUGCAGACGAUGUUAAAGAACCGUCAUCGAAUAACAAAGAAUACCGUAAGCAACAGUACUUGUCGAAGCAAAAGCAAAGUCAAUGAAGUACAUAUGGGCGGGACAGGUCGUUGAUGGUCGCAAAUUGGAGCUCGCCACGCGCGGCAGCCAGCCAACAGAUCAAAACUCUGUAGUUUCUGCAUGUUUUGUUGUUGUUGUUCUUGUGCUGGCGUUUAAUCUUUCCAUGUAGUGGCGGUGUUCAUGUUUUCGAUCUUUUUUUGCAACAAAAUAGGGAUACAACAGGGGGGGGAUCAUGUUGUAAAUAUCAGAAGUAGUACUUCCCAUAAACGCUUUUUUUUUCCUUUUUGUAUGUA